Lates calcarifer (barramundi perch) is the source of this 4666-nucleotide messenger RNA. It is a transcript of the gene rab11fip4b, whose product is annotated as RAB11 family interacting protein 4 (class II) b. The record is from RefSeq and is a predicted model, not a curated record. Gene Ontology annotation, molecular function: calcium ion binding. Gene Ontology annotation, cellular component: endocytic vesicle; cleavage furrow; midbody. Gene Ontology annotation, biological process: regulation of cytokinesis; endocytic recycling. NCBI's taxonomy places the organism in Eukaryota, Metazoa, Chordata, Actinopteri, Centropomidae. The transcript has 14 exons. Bases 438 to 2192 code for a protein of 584 amino acids.
UGAUCUGAGCUCUCACUGUGUGAAUGCGAGUCAGCCGGCAAACCAGCCAGCCAGAGAGGGACAGUGUGUGAGUGUGAGGGUGUGAGGUGCAAGAGUCUGUGCAUGUGUUUGUGUGUGUGAGUGUGUAUGUGUUACACAGAGAGAGAGAGAGAGAGAGAGAGAGAGAGAGAGAGAGGCAGUGUAGGAAAAGCCAGGCAGCCGGUACAGUGUUUUAAAGUGAACGAUACAUCGUGCUCUGCUCCUUUGCCUCUCUUUGGACUAUACCACUAACAGGGACUCACCCUUUGGACUAUCCCGACGCUUCCUCCUCCUCUUGCCUUUGAAGGGAACACCUGUGUGUGUGCGUGUGUGUGUAUGUGUGUGCGUACGUGUGCGAGUGUGCGUGUAUGUGAGUGAAUCGAGACAACAGACUUAGCCCUGGUGAACAGGGCUAUUGGAUGACUUCAGUGGAUGAGGGUUUGGCUGGUGGAAAGAGGGGGAUUGCUGCUGACCAUGGACUCCCCUCACUAGUAAACGGGGGCGGUGAGGAGGAGCGGCUUUGUCCGGUCAUCAUGUGCACGCGGGCCUAUCCUGACCCCGUCCCUGAGUGCCAGCUGUUCCCGGGAGAGGUGGAGGAGCCUGAGGAGGAGGUGGCAGACGAGGGCAGGGAGAGGGAAUCAGACAGAGACAGUGCUGUGGAAAGCACCCUAGGGUCAGACACUUUCGACGGGCUGACCAGACCAGGCGACAAGGAAGACGCACUGGGGGAUCUCUUUUUCCCUGGGGAGAAGUGUGGUCAGACUAGUAUCUCAGUGACCUCUGACCUAUCAACACGUUCCUCAGCUUCUCUGAACGAAGAGCAGUUUGAGGACUACGGGGAGGGAGAAGAACCAGACUACACUCUCAGCAGCCCCUGUCCGGACGACGAGACUCGUACCAACGGAUACUCUGACCUCGGCUCAUCUGUACCCUCGAGUGCAGGACAGACUCCUCGUAAGGUGCGUCAGCAUUACACUGGUGAACUGAUGGAUGUCUAUUGUUCCCAGUGCAGCAAAAAGGUCAACCUUCUAAAUGACCUGGAGGCUCGCCUCAAAAACCUCAAGGCUAACAGCCCCAACAGGAAAAUCUCCAGCACUGCCUUUGGAAGGCAGCUGCUCCACAACAGCAACUUGAGCAGCAGUAACGGCAGUACGGAGGAUCUUUUCCGAGACAGCAUCGACUCCUGUGACAUCGACAUCAAUGAGAAGGUGAGUUCUCUGGAGAAGAAGGUGGCAGAACUGGAGAAUGAGAUUCUGAUGAACGGUGAUCUCAAGUCCAAGCUGAAGCAGGAGAACACACAGCUAGUACACAGGGUUCAUGAGCUGGAGGAGCAGCUGAAAGACCAGGAGACACGAGCAGAACAAAAUCUGCAGGAGGGGCUGAGACGACAUCGAGAGGCCUACAGCAAGAUGGAGAGAGACAUGACUUCACAGACAGAGCUGCUGACCAACCGAGUUAAGCAGCUGGAGGAGGAGAACAGCGAGCUGGCUCUCAACAUGUGCAGGCUCAAGUCGCAGACAGAGAAACUGGAUGAGGAGAAGCAAAGAAUGACAGACAAGUUGGAGGACACCAGUCUGCGCCUGAAGGAUGAGAUGGACCUCUACAGGAAAAUGAUGGACAAACUGAGACAGAACAGACUCCAGUUCCAGAAAGAAAAGGAAGCCAUGCAGGAGCUGAUAGAGGACCUUCGUCGAGAGCUGGAGCAUUUGCAGCUGUUCAAGCUGGAGGCAGAAAGGCCUGGUCGCAGCCGUACCUCCUCCUCCAGCCUGUCGGACUUCAACAGCAGGACCAGGGAGGUGGAGCUGGAGCAUGAGGUCAAGAGACUCAAGCAGCGAUUUGUGUCCCAGGACUUUCUACCCUCUGAAUUCCAGCACCUGAUGUUGUCUGGGGCUUGGCUCCGUCCUGGUCUGAUGGAGAACCAGAAACUGAGGGAGCAGAACGAUGACCUGAAUGGUCAGAUCCUCAGCCUCAGCUUAUAUGAAGCUAAAAACCUGUUUGCCACACAGACCAAGGCCCAGUCCCUGGCUGCAGAGAUAGAUAACGCCUCCAGAGACCAGUUAAUGGAAGCCCUAAAGGAGCAGGAGGAAAUCAACUUGCGUCUGCGACAGUACAUGGACAAAAUCAUCCUGUCCAUCCUGGACCACAACCCCUCCAUCCUGGAGAUCAAAAACUAGCAGUGAUUCAACUGGAAUGAGAGUCGUUCUCGAACUCGGGAGAAUGAGGAUCAUUCCAGUUGUUUGAUCAGAACCUGCAACCCGAGUCGUGAGUCUGUACAGUGAAGCAGAGACAGGCAGAUCCAGUCUUGGAAACUGGGACAUAUAAAUAGACAUGCAUUGCCCCCUGCUGCUUGUGGACAGGAAAUGGACUUCUCUUGCAGCAAAGGUUGAGUGAGACUCCACACGGAACUUAAGAGCCUGUGGUUGCUCACUGACUUUAGGUCAUACUACUGUGACUCUUCAACUCGAUCUACCCUGUUUUGUUUUUAUUCUCUGUUUAUGCUGUGAACUGUAGUUACUGUCACAACUUUGAUCUCACAAGACAAAACUGGUGAUUUCUUCCAAGGAACAUCCUGCGUUCAAAUGCGUUGAGGAUCGACAAAGUCACUUGAUGUAGUACACUGGACAUAAUGUACUUGGGCAUAAAAACUGGAACAAUGUAACAAACCUGAUGUGGGUUCUACUGUAUCCUGGUGUAACAUUGGUGAUCUUAUUUACAGACAGACAGUUUGGUGCAGUGUAGCAAGAUCCAUUUUAGGUAAAUACAGUGAGACAGACAUGAAAGCAGGUCAGUCCACUGUUGCCCGAUCUGUAAACUGCCAGUCUUUUCUUCCCUAUCAUGCAGGUGUUCUCUGAAUGCAUGUGACAUACUUGGACAAGCAGGUGUUAAAAGAAGACUGGGAAAUGAGGCAGAAGUGGAUAGAGAAAGAAAAGAAGAAUGCCUUGAUUAUAAGUUGAAAACAGCGACUUAAGCAACAGUGUUUUCUCUGAAGAGGUGGGGAGUCAGAUGAUGAACCACGUAAUGCUAGCAAAGAAAGGUUUUUGUGAAGUCUCUGAAGGAUAACUGAAGGUGAAGAUUUAUGUUUUUGUUUAUUCUUGAGAACAUGUCUUCCAGGAACCUUUGAAACAGUACUUGCAGUGUCAAUCAGUCCAAAAGUGAAAAUUCUUUCACCAAGAAGUGGCCCUUAGGUUGGUUCAGAUGAUUAGCAGAGUGUUGCUUUAUGGCACAGAAGCUGCAACCAAGGAGUGUCUUUAAACUGUAACUUCCCGUUGCUGCUAUUUGCUAGCAAAGCAUGAGCUUGAUAAAAAUUCUCUGUUGCUAGCAAUAGACCCAAUGAUGUUGCACAGAAAUGUAAUGAUAUGAAUGUACAGGAUGUAUGAUGGAUUUACAUUGGAGUGGCUGGUAGCCAUUGUGACAUGGUUUACUGAAUCCUCUCUCUGUGCUCAGUGAAAUCAACUCAGAUACUGGAUGUGAGCAUCCACUACUCUUUGGUACAAAAGACUGGAUUAACAAUCUCACUGAAGCCUCCAGGUUGCAGAUUGUAGUUAAUGCCCCCAUGGCUCUCUGAAGCUAUCUAAUACUGUAAAUAUCAUGAAUGUACAACUUGAUAUUUCACUUUCUGUGUGGUCAAAAAGGCUUUUUGAAUCUAAGUCUGUAAUUGGUUAAGACAUGUUGUAACACAUGUGUACAGUAUUCUGUACUGUAAUGAAGAGGGCACUGUUUUAGAGGGGAAACAAUUACAAUCUGCUGUGUUAUGUAAUUAUUCUAAACUUGAGUUUUGCUUCCUUGCACAAAAAAAACAAACAACUUUUUGUUUCCUUUUGCAUGGUCCACCUUUUCUUCUGUCUGUGCCUUUUGGGGACAUUUUUCAAGACAAUGUUGCUACAGAUUUACACAGUUUUUGGAGGUACAGUCUAUGUCUGUCUGACAUUUUCUUGACUUGUAAAUGUUGUAAUUAUAUAGUGAUAAUUUGUAUUCAUGUGCCACUCACCACUCUUUUUCAGAUUGAUACUAUGAAAUCUAUUUUAUACAGUUUUAUCACGAAAGAACUUGUGAUUGCUUAGGUGUCCUAUUAGAAAAGCAGUAUAGCACAAUGCUUUGUAUGGUACGCAAGCCAGGAUAGCAAUUUGGGAAUAUUUUGUUAAUGUAAUAAUUUCUUAAUGCAGUAGAGGAUAUUGUGUCGCAUUUCUCCUCUUUUUUGUUUGUUUGUUUUGUUAGUCACAGUAAUUCCAUUGCUUUUCAAUUUGCUUUAAACUGGCUUUUUAUAUGGUUGUAAACUGUCUUCCUAACUUAAACUAAAUGGUGAACAUUAUGAGCAAUAUUAACUUAUUUACCAGUACAGUACCUGCUGACUUGUGUCCUGUUUUGCCUCACGAAUCUUUUCACUCUAUAGCUGCUUGUGCCAUCCUAAAUUUAAAAAAAAAAAAAAAAAAAAAUCAUCAGUGCAUUGAACUGUAGAAUCUGUCACAAACUCAUUUCUUGUAGCUCUUAAAUUUUGAAUCAUUAGGGCUAUCCAAUGCGAUGUAGUCACUAUAAAUGGCAAUAAAAAUGGCUUUGGCAGUGAUGCUGUCUCACGAAAUUUCAUCAUUUUAAAUUGUUUUUUGCCCUCAUGUCCAUUUAUAUAAUAAACUAUAAUUUCUAAAACAUGAAA